AUGCAGUACUAUGAGCUGAUAACUCCAAAAAAUGUGAUAACUGCAGCUACUGGAGCCGGAGCCAUCUAUCUACUAGCCAAGACUCUCCUAGCAGUGCUCAAAAGUCCUGCCUUCAAGUCAGAGACAAGAGAUUUGUACAGAUGUUCUGUUGAGUAUCGCCCAACUCCAUGUGCAAGAGCGACCAUUCCUGGAGAACUCAGAAGGACCCUACAGUCUCUCAAACCAAACCUAGAUGGCUCCUCCAAGAAGGUGGCACUUCACACCAUCACCCAGUGCGUCUUACUAAAGGAAUCAGAGGCAAGUACCUGUACCUAUGAUGAUAUAAAAUUAGUGGCAGAAUUCCUGGAUGAUGCAGAUACAGUCAUCAAAACUGAAGCAUUAAAUGCUCUCAAAGCUUUCACAAGUAUUUGGAAGUUUAAAAUCAAAAUCCAGGAGUAUGUCCCCAAGAUCUUUGAGCUGGUAGUCAGCGACUGGAACGGCAAUCUGCACACUGCCGGGCUGCGGUUGGUGAAUGGAUUGCACAUAACAGAGGACACUCACCCAAUGCUGAGGAGGCUGCUACGAAACUUCAUGGAUAUUCUGCUAAUGUCGGACAUUUUGGCUAAGGUGCAGGUUCUCAAACUUCUUACCACAAUGGCCCAAAAGGAAGAUCUGCUGUUUGACAUCAUGAAUUGCCAGGUACCGCCUGAAUUCUUGACCCUCUUCCAGCCUUCUCUACCUGGGAACCUGCUUUACGAGAUGUUAGUCUUUGUGGAGCGGCUUAGUGAGGGGCGCCUGACCCCACAGUACCAGUCAAUGCACCGGUCGUACCACAACCUCUCCCUUCACAACAUCAUCUUUGGUGAGAAUUCCCGCCUUUCUGACCACCUGCUUGCUCUAAUCAUCCACCCGGAGGAAGAGGUGCAGAUCCAGGCCUGCAAAGUCAUUCUCAGCCUCCGUCUCAGCAAGGAGGACAGCAAGGUCAUCAGCGGCCUCCCCUUUGGUGCAGACAUCAGUAGCCACCCCAGUGACCCUGCACUCAGCGACCACCCAUUUAGUCCCAGCAUUGUUUCCUCUCCUGCCACCAACGAUGACACCGGCCACAACUUUCAGCACCUUCAAGGCUCCAAUGACACCACCCAUAGCUUCUAUCCCCUUGAGAGCACUGGGCAAGAAGACUUCUAUGCCCGUGACAGCAGCAAUGUCAGCAGCCACUCUAUUGACAGCACGGCUAACAGUGGCCCUGUCCUUGUUAACCCCGAGGAUGGCUUCCAUCCCGUUGCAACUGCUUACUCAGAUGAAGACAGUGGUGACUGA
Euleptes europaea (tarantolino) is the source of this 1296-nucleotide messenger RNA. RefSeq names its product armadillo repeat-containing protein 12-like. The record is from RefSeq and is a predicted model, not a curated record. The transcript has 6 exons. Lineage: Eukaryota; Metazoa; Chordata; Lepidosauria; Squamata; Sphaerodactylidae. The coding region runs from base 1 to 1296 and encodes 431 amino acids. Gene Ontology annotation, cellular component: nucleus.